ACUCUUACCGAGCAAACCACCUACAACUACAGCACUGUUGCCGGCUCUUUCAUAGAUCUGUACUUGAAGUCAGCUAGCAGCGAACUCCUCUCCAUCAUAGAUCAACAAGUCAGAUUCGUCUUCUCCAAUGGUUUGUUGGCCAGUUUAGAGGCAGCCAUUGAGAUGGUGCGAAAUAACAGCACAGCCUUGAUAUGGGAUAGCGUCACUUCGGCCUAUCUGGCAAAUAUAAACUGUUGGAGUUUGGCUGUGAACGACGAUCCACAAGAGUUCGCCAUCAUCAUGCAACGCAACUCCAUAUUUCGUCCUCUGAUUGAGGAGACCCUGAAUAAGCUCGUCUCCAACGGCAAAAUGGAUACAUACGUUGGCAGGUACAUUUCCCGGGGCGGGAACAAGAUUUGCGACAGUGAUAAUAUCAUCCGCACCAUCAACAAAUACUUGCAGAAGUACACCAGUUCUGCUCAGGAUUCUGUGACUCUGGACAUGAUACUCGGAAUAUAUGCCCUCUUGCUUAUCGGAUGCAUCAUCAUCCUGGUCAUUGCUUUGAUUGAAUUUUGCGUACGCGCUUCUGUCAAGGUAAUCUUUCCUACUAUUUCUUUUUAUUUUACUGGUCUGAGCUCGCUUUUGCCAUUUGGCCUCGGUCACAUAGCAAGGUCGGAAUGGAUACCCGGUAUUGGAGAUCUUGUGGCUCCAAUUCAGUUUCGCACUUUCCCGGAUCUACUUAUGCCAAUCUAG
Protopolystoma xenopodis is the source of this 732-nucleotide messenger RNA. Lineage: Eukaryota; Metazoa; Platyhelminthes; Monogenea; Polystomatidea; Polystomatidae. The record is from the annotation of a GenBank genome assembly.